Messenger RNA from Pteronotus mesoamericanus, 2291 nucleotides. RefSeq names its product thiol methyltransferase 1A (gene TMT1A). Bases 422 to 1156 code for a protein of 244 amino acids. Gene Ontology annotation, molecular function: S-adenosylmethionine-dependent methyltransferase activity. The record is from RefSeq and is a predicted model, not a curated record. The transcript is spliced from 2 exons. Lineage: Eukaryota; Metazoa; Chordata; Mammalia; Chiroptera; Mormoopidae.
CAGGCUCCACCCAUGGACUCUGUUUUCAGUACAGAAGUCAGUGGAAGACCUGGAUAGGGAGUAAGUGCACUGCGCUUAGAAAACUGCGGCUGGAAACUAGCAGUAGUUUCCGAGCCCAGAGAAGGGGAAGCAGGAACGGAUUUGGAAGAAGAUAUUGCAGUCACCUUUCCAUCUAAGGAAAAGCUAGGAACCUUCUCAUUUUGCUUCAAGAAAAUAAAGCUAUGAGUCAGCGUUUGCCAAAAGUCUACUAAUUGGGUGAAACAGCCUUCGCUCCGGAUUUGACGUCUGCUGCAGCUUUCUAUUGCAGCACAGCCAGUUCCUUACCCUGAAGCUGAUAAGCUCUGGAAUGUCGGCCAAACGCCACUUCCUGCUAUAAACAGAGUCAGAUCUCGAAACGGACGGUUUUUUUCUCUUCCGAGUAAUGGCGCUUACCAUCUUCAUCCUCCGGCUGGCCAUCUCUAUCCUGGCGUCUCCCAUAUACUUGCUGAACCUUCUGGGCUUGUGGAGCUGGCUAUGCAAAAAAAUGUUCCCCUACUUGAUGGUGAGGCUCAGUGUGAAGUACAACGAAGAGAUGGUGAGCAAAAAACGCGAGCUGUUCAGCAACCUGAAGGAGUUUGCAGGCCCUUCCGGGAAGCUCUCCCUGCUGGAGCUGGGCUGUGGCACCGGGGCCAACUUCAAGUUCUUUCCGCCUGGAUGCAGUGUGACCUGCGUUGACCCCAACCCCAACUUUGAGAAGUUCUUGAUCAAGAGCAUUGCUGAGAAUCGACACCUGCAGUUUGAGCGCUUCGUGGUGGCUGCGGGGGAGAACAUGCACCAGGUGGCCGACGGCUCCAUGGAUGUGGUGGUCUGCACCCUGGUCCUGUGCUCCGUGGAGAACCAGGAGCGGAUCCUCCAGGAGGUGUGCAGAGUGCUGAGGCCGGGAGGGGCUUUUUAUUUCAUGGAACACGUAGUAGCUGAGCGUUCAACCUGGAAUUACUUCUGGCAGCAGGUCCUGGAUCCGGUCUGGUACCUUCUGUUUGACGGGUGCAACCUGACCAGAGAGAGCUGGAAGGCCGUGGAGAAGGCCAGCUUCUCCAAGCUGAAGCUGCAGCACUUACAGGCCCCGGUGUCCUGGGAGCUGGUGCGCCCUCACAUCUAUGGAUAUGCUGUGAAAUAGUGCGAGUGAGGAAGUAGAGCACUAACUGAAUGGCCUAAAUAAUUUCAGGCUUCAGUUUCACAGUUUAAAAUAUUAAUUGGGAGAAGAGAAACCCUUUUUUAGGUAAAGUUGAAUUUCAUCCCAAAAAGUUUACAUUAUAUCCUACUUAGCCAUUUUCUACUGUCUCCCAAAAAAUCAAAAACAAAACAGCUUUGGACUCUCCUUUAAAAGGAAAUAGUGAGAUUUGGUAAUUGAAGUCUACCAUUAUCCCCAAACCUUAUUCAGUACCUCCAAAAUGUUUUCACCUGUCUCAAGUGGCAACCCAACAGAUUUAAAUUUCACCCCCUUUUUGAGAGCUUGGUGAAAUAAGCAGUUAAAUCAUGCAAAAGAAGACUUUGUAAAAGGAGAAAUAAGAAGAUCUUAAUGACUGACAAACUGAACAAAGACAGAUGAGCUGAAAGUCCAAAUCUAAAUAGCACAGAUUUGUUAAAAAAAAUCUGAAUCUAUUUGUUGGUCUUAGUGUCACUGGGCUGGCUCUCAAAAUUAAUGUACCAGGAUGUUGUCCCUAGUUCUGCGACCUCUGGCACACCUUUUAUUCCACUGUCCACCCAAGUGUGUUUUUCUGCAUUCCUGUCUUCAAUUCUUAAGAUGAAAAAUAUAUCUGACACUUGAGUAUAUUCAUGAAACUAUCUAUGUUCUUGGGUUCAUUUUCCUUAUAAUCUAGCAUAUACUUUGCUGAAUGUAGUAAAUUGCAGGCAAGAAAGAGACCCACUGUAAUUAGGAAAACCUUGUGUAAUUAGGGAAACGUAUAAUUAGGUACACUUUGUAAGAGCCCCUAAAAACCAGGCAACCUAUGAGUCUGUAAUGAAAUGGGUAUUUUUUGGAUUAUUCGGAUCAAACUUCCACCCCAUCCCAACACGAUGUCUUUGUUCGCAGCAACUGUGGAAACCUCUGAAAAUCAUAACAAGUGCUUUCAAAAUAAUCAUUGGGGUGAUCAGUCAGAGGAUUUAAGAGUGGGAUUUUUCAGCAAUAGUUUGCAUGUAUUUUAAUAAAUUUGGUAUAUUUCUGAGAUGAUUUUUGCAAAAGGACUAUUUUAAAUAUAAAAUCAAUAAAUUCAUAUGCAUUUUAGGAACAAAUAAAAUAAAUGGUUUAUAUA